Molecule: messenger RNA, 3845 nt
Organism: Pogonomyrmex barbatus (red harvester ant)
Lineage: Eukaryota; Metazoa; Arthropoda; Insecta; Hymenoptera; Formicidae
Product: netrin receptor UNC5C
Biological process (GO): netrin-activated signaling pathway; motor neuron axon guidance
Cellular component (GO): membrane
Molecular function (GO): netrin receptor activity; protein binding
Source: RefSeq, a predicted model, not a curated record
UAUAUAUAGAGGUGCGCGCACGUCGGCAAGUUCAGUCGUCCACCGCGUGCCGACCCGCGAGCAUCGUAUAACCACCCUCCCUUAGCAAAUUCCUCAUUUUCCCUUGUUUCGUUCGCUGGCGUGUGCGAGGGACUCGAAGCCGGUCACGUGUCCUCCCCCUUUCGCACACUUGAACGCGAGUGCAACCAUGCAAGUGCGAGCACUCUCGUUCAGAUUCGUCAUACAAUCCUCAAGAUGAGCCGCGACUAAUUAUUGGUGGCAUUUUUUUUUAAGAGACGGGUUUCCUGCAGAUUAAAAAAUUGAAAUAUACGGGGUGAAUAUGACGCUUUGGACUUACCGUGAUAUGAUUCUUGCGUACGAACAGCCGAUCGAAAUUGAUUCCACCUCCAUUCGAUCGAAGAUGACUUCGAUCCGUCUCGAUGCACGAUUCAUCGGUGAUAACACACGAUCGCCUAUCGCGGAUAUUUGCUAAAAUUAUAGAAAAUAAUAAAUGAAAUUCGACAAUGAUCAUCGACUAUGAAAUCAAAAUCGUUCGUGAAUAACAAACGCGAUGCCAAUAAAACGUGUCGGCAUAGAAUACAAAGUUUAUUGUGCUUAGUUUCUCUGAGUGGCAUUGAAUAAAAAGUCAAUUUGAGUGAAAUGUGAGGUAACAAUGGAGCUGAGGAUCAGUAUUCUUCUUUUAACGCUUCUCCGCCUUGCUAGCACGCUUGAAAGUACGAAGGAAGAGGACGACGCCGAGGAAGACGACGAGGAUAGCUAUCCCGUCGAAGAUUAUGAUUACAAUGACUACGAGACCGCGACUAUAACCAGCGACACCGAUCUUAUCGUCGGCGGUUCUCUGCCGAUUUUUUUGGUGGAACCUACCGAUACGUUUGUCAUCAAAGGAAAACCGGCGACCUUACAUUGUCGUGCCGCUCAUGCACUGCAGGUGUAUUUUCGCUGCAACGGUGACCGGGCCGAGCGUUCGCAGCAGCAGGAUUUCGUCGACCCUCGUACCGGGACGAGGGUCGUCGAGGUCGAGUUGAACGUGACGAGGAACGAGGUCGAGGAGUACUUUGGGAGGGAGAGAUUCAAGUGCGAGUGCGUGGCAUGGUCGGGACCAGGUCAAAUUCGAGGGCAGCCCGCUACGGUUGAGGUCGCCUAUCUGAAGAAGCACUUCCUGUCGCCGCCAUAUUCGCUGUCGGUGGAAGUCGGCCGCAAUGCGGAACUGCGAUGCUCGCCGCCUUUGGGUGUACCACCGCCGAAGGUUUAUUGGCUUAGAAACGGCUCUCCUCUUGAGACGACCGCCGCCGGCGCAGCUUCCGUCUCCUCCGACGCGAACCCCAACAAAAUGUCCUCCGCGACCGGCUUUGUACAAUCCGCCGACGGGCAUCUGCUCCUCGGGGAAGCCGAAUUGAGGCAUCAAGGGAACUACUCCUGCGUCGCUGAGAACAUUGCCGCGAGGAGAGUCAGCGAACCGGCGGUGCUCACCGUCUACGUGAACGGCGGGUGGUCGUCCUGGUCCGGAUGGUCAGAGUGCAGCGUUCGCUGUGGUAGAGGAGUACAAAAGAGGACAAGAACAUGUACAAAUCCCGUUCCAAUCAACGGCGGUCAAACGUGUCCAGGGCCAGCCACGCAAAGGGUAGAAUGCAAUCCUUCCUGCCCCGCGGUCGAUGGCAGAUGGUCAACUUGGUCCUCGUGGUCCGCAUGCGGUCCUGAUUGUUCGCGAGUAAGGAGGAGAUCUUGCAGACCCCCGCCGAGUAACGGCGGUCGUCCCUGUCAAGGCAAGGACGUCAUCGUCGAGUCCUGCUCCGCGGAUCGAUGUAAUGCACUUGGACAAGAUGGGCCAAGAGUGUUCAAGGAAGCGACUAGAGCGGUCGAUUACAGAAAUAUCCUCGCAUUGUGGAUCACUUUGAGUUUAGCCGCGAUAAUUCUGGCCGUGACGACGAUUUUCUUCGUUCGCUUAAUGCGCCGGAAAGAAAGAAUGGAAGCGUUGUACGGCGUUGCGAGAUUGGACUUCCGUCGUCCGGGUGAUCUCGCAAAAUCGGUCGUUUCUAAAAACGAACGUUCCGGUUUGGCCAGCGACAGACGUCUCGAACAUGUGAUUGAUGAAUCAAACGCCGCAAGAUUACCCAGAUCCUGUUCCGAGCAUCAUUAUGACGUUCCGCAAUUGUCAUUACCGUCGACAACGAGACCAUCGCCGAGCUCUUCUGUAACUAGGUCUUCUUGCAAGAACUCGCAACGAGGACGCGGCAUGUCGGAUAAUGAGGAGGGACGGUCUUCUCGUUCGACGUAUCAGGCGAAUCCAGAAAGCACCAACGAGGACGAUGACGAGCAGGACGACGAUGAAAGGUCGGAUGAGAACGAACGAUCCACGACAGAUGACGGUAGUGGUUUUAUCGUGAGAGCUAUAAUUGACGAGCAAGGUGCCCUUUUAGUCGUACCCGAGGUGGGCGUUUCGAUGUCGGUGCCGGAAGGUGCGAUUCCGCGCGGUCGCCGACACAGUCUGCAUCUCGCUGUACUCGGAGAAAAUUCCUUCAGACCAAAUCUUCCACCCGGAUUCACGUUACUGUCCGCUGUGGUGACCUGCGGUCCCGCGAGUGUCGAUCUCGUGAAGCCGGUCAUACUUCAAUUCGAGCACUGUGCCGAGCUGAGAACUGGAAAUUGGGAGCUGAGCUUGUGGUCCACGGAGAUCGAUUUAGAGACACGUUCGAACAAUUCCACGAAUUCGUCGGCGAGCUCGAGCGGUUCGCCGUCCGCGACGACGUGGCGCAAGGUGCUGAUGCUCGGCGGCGAUCCGACGAAUCUGCCCGGUCAACCGUUCGCCCAGCUCGAUCACGCCGGUGUGUUCCUCGUCACGGAGACACCCAGCGUGUACGCGGUGGCUGGAGAAAAUUCAGUGGUUGCACCCGGAUUAGCCGUGAAGCGUCUCUGCGUUGCAGUUUUCGCGUCCCGCGAGCGCGAUCACAUUAAAUGUCACGUCCUCGAAGACACCAAAGCAUCGUUUAAACUCAUAAGUGAACAGGAACGUCGUUUGGGUAGCAUUUAUAUCGAUCAUAGUACUCUCGGGUUUCGCGCCAGCGGCACGUCGCUUCGCGUCGAUCUCGAAGAUAGAGAGAGCGGUUUUGCCGAGCGACAGGAAGUACCUUACCGGCGUAUCUGGGCAUCCUCGAGGAUUAGUAUCCGGCGUUCCUUUAGGAUAGAAAAAGUCGUUGGCGAUCUCAGGCUUGGCUUUGAGCUUCGUGCUUAUCAACGUGGUUUCGAAGAUCAAGGCUCGCUUCUCAGGAUUGAUCUCGAUCUUGUAAAAAGGAGUAAUUUGAGUGGAAAGAGGAACGGUAGCAAAACGGAAUAUUCUGUUGUUCUACGAGGGAAAAAUUCAGCGAGAUCCACAGAAUCUGUCAUACCGAGACCAUUCAGAUUUUCUAAGACGCUUAGAAAGCAAUUAUGUCAAUGUCUGGAUCCGCCAAGUGCACGCGGUAAUGAUUGGCGAAUGCUGGCUCAAAGAUUGCAAGUAGACCGAUAUGUCGACUACUUUGCAACAAAGGCGAGUCCAACGGAACAUAUUUUGGACUUAUGGGAAGCCAGGCAUCGCGAAGCCACGGCUUUAGCAGAUUUACUGAAUCAUUUAAGACUGAUGGGACGCGUUGACGCAGCCAACGUACUUGAGAGUCGUCUGGGGCCAUGGAUCUAAACGAUCAUGAAAAAUUUACACUGCCUACAUAACCAAACGAAAUGCAAAUUUGUAAUACAAAAAAACCAAAAUUUUGUACAUAGAGUAGUUAUUAUACGGUAUUAGCAAAAUGGACGUAGGAACAUAUGUUGUAUAAACAUUGGUCAUAUUUGUACAUAAAAGUUUACAACAAAUA